AUGUUUUCAGGUAAAUGUGAAGACCCACAUAUUGUGUAUUCAAAGGAAAUAGAUGAUGUGACAAUGCCAUGUGAAAAUGUAGUUGCUGAGGACUGCUCUUCUACUACAUGGCUCUAUAGCAGCCCUGGAUCUCAAGACGCUAUUGAAGAAGUCACCCAUGGGAGCAUCAGGUCUGAGAACACAAACAGAGCAGACAGACUGAAGCUAGAGCCUGACUGUUCUCUGAAAAUUAUUAACGUCACCUCUCAGGAUGCGGGAGAGUAUACCUGUCGACAGUUCUUGACUACACAUGGACAACAAGAUGGAGAAGACACUGUUUUUUAUCUUUCUAUACUCACAGUUUCCUCCUCAAUAGCAUCAGAGAUGAAGGCUAACACCACUGUAACCUUCUACUGCCAUUUGACCAUCCAUGACCAUCGCCAGAAUGGACAGGAUGGCACAAAGAUAGUGUGGACUGGCUUUAACCAACGUCGGGUCAAGGACGUGUAUCCAUAUAUUAUCUCAUUCACACGAACAUUGACAAAAGAGGACAAAAAUAGGAAGCUGCAGUGUAAAGUGGAAUCGAAGGGAGAGCUCAAAGCCACUCUGGACUACAUCAUCAAUCUACAAGGUCAAGAUGGCUCUCACCCUGUGGGCUUGAUAGGUGCUGUGGUUGGGGCUGUAGCUGUGGCUCUGUGUGCAUUUCUAGUAUUUCUCUGGAGGAGAAAAAAAGCAACUGCAAUGGCACCAAGUAGUCUGGCAGCCCCCCUGAAGAGUACACAGUGGAGGGCCACGCAUAGACCAAGGCCAGGGAGAGGUGUGGCUGUGUUGGUACGUGGAGGACAGGAGUACGUGGGGUGGCCGUGGGACAAAAGGCCAGAGAUCCUGAAAGCCUUACAAAAGGCGGACAGGGAGAAGUGUUAA
Molecule: messenger RNA, 903 nt
Organism: Alosa alosa (allis shad)
Lineage: Eukaryota; Metazoa; Chordata; Actinopteri; Clupeiformes; Clupeidae
Exons: 4
Coding region: 1-903 (300 amino acids)
Biological process (GO): T cell activation; positive regulation of ERK1 and ERK2 cascade; interleukin-15-mediated signaling pathway
Cellular component (GO): external side of plasma membrane; membrane raft
Molecular function (GO): protein tyrosine kinase binding; MHC class II protein binding
Source: RefSeq, a predicted model, not a curated record